Messenger RNA from Gongylonema pulchrum, 711 nucleotides. The record is from the annotation of a GenBank genome assembly. Lineage: Eukaryota; Metazoa; Nematoda; Chromadorea; Rhabditida; Gongylonematidae.
AUGGCGAAAAGUCUCAUUUUGCAGGGUCUCUAUCUGCGGGUUAUUAUCGGUGAUGUGUCGGUGCCUCGUUUGGUAUCCAUAGAUCCGGAAGAAUUAAAGUCGCCUGCACUGUCGUCAGCGAUUGAAAUCCCAGUGUCGCGGAUCAAAGUUGAAGCGACCAGUGAAUUAUCCGCUAGCGCACCAAAAACAGAAACAAAUGCUGCAGCAGCAUCGGGCAGUAGUGCGACGUCAUCAGGAGAUAAAGGUGUCUGCUUUGUGGAAGCUGAAAGUGAGGUGGACAAAAUCCUCGGCGUUGAGCCAGUGAAUACGACAGCAAUGCAUCGGUUUCACUUGUUUGAUCUCAAUUGCGAUAUUUGCACGGGUAAAAAGGAACGGGAAUAUUUGCAAAAGAAAAUCAAAGCGAAGGAAAAAGUGGUCGUAAAAACGAAGCCGAAAGAGGAGCGGACAGUAUCAGAUGUAAGUUCAUCUCGUGCUGCUUUGCUGCCGACGCCAAAAAUAAGUUCAUCUCGUGGCAGUACAUUUUCGGCGCCGGAAGUAUCUUCAAACAGUGGCAGUGCAGUUCCGACACCAACAGCAACAGCACGAGAUGAUGAUUACGAUGACAAUGAUUGUUGGGGCAUGGGACUGCAAAUGGAUGAUGACGACGAACGAAGCUCGCCACAGGAAUCGCGCUGGAGGGCAGAGAAUCGGCACUUUAAAGAAUGUAAGUAA